Molecule: messenger RNA, 831 nt
Organism: Fonsecaea erecta
Lineage: Eukaryota; Fungi; Ascomycota; Eurotiomycetes; Chaetothyriales; Herpotrichiellaceae
Exons: 5
Coding region: 1-831 (276 amino acids)
Biological process (GO): mycotoxin biosynthetic process
Source: RefSeq, a predicted model, not a curated record
AUGGAUUCGUACGAAGAAUCCAACGUGCCCUUUUUGCAAGAUCUCAAAGACGACUCGAUCGAAAGAGCCCAGACCCGUGAAAAGCCUGUCUCGAUAUCCAAGAAACUUGUGUGGUGGACGUUUUGUGCUUUAGUGCUCGUCGUCUCCAAUGCGUUCACCUUUUAUGGUGCUCGAGUCUACCGACAUAGUCAGCUAGACAGGGUGUGCACCGCUCACACCUCACAGAGCUGGAGCCCUGUUGAGCAAGAUGUAGACAUUCAUUACAACAGCAGACGGUUCAACGCGUCUUUCUAUACGGAAUCCAUUUAUCGACAACCCGCGAGCCCUGAAGUGGACGCGGCGUGGGAGGAGCUGGGCACUGAGCUCAAAGGCAUUGUCCUAUCGGUCGAUGAGGCCAAAAAGUCCGGACUAGAGUUGGAUCGUGUCAUGGUAGGAGAGGACUAUGGGGGUCCUGGCUAUGUGGCAUUUGUGGAAGUAACCCAUCAGAUCCACUGUUUGAACCUUUUACGCCGAGGACUCUGGUUCAACUACGAGUAUUACCAGAGUCACAAUAUAGGCGAGUUCGCCGACGGCGAUCGCAUCGUCAAACUCCAUAUUGGGCACUGUCUCGACACACUCCGCCAGGCCCUCAUGUGCAGUUCAGACACUGGCCUCCUACCCUUCGUCUGGGUUGGCAACCCUCCGAAACAAUUCCCUGACUUCUUUCGGGAACACAAAUGUCGAAAUUUCGAGCCUAUCUUGGACUUUGCAAAAAGAAGAGAGGUAAAGGCGCUGGAGCAUAUGAAGGCGGUCCCGCAUAAGGGGGCUUUGAUUUUGGACGACUUUCCAUGA